This is a messenger RNA of Trematosphaeria pertusa, 1825 nucleotides long. RefSeq names its product nuclear localization protein. The record is from RefSeq and is a predicted model, not a curated record. The transcript is spliced from 2 exons. Bases 128 to 1588 code for a protein of 486 amino acids. Gene Ontology annotation, cellular component: nucleus. Gene Ontology annotation, molecular function: chromatin DNA binding. NCBI's taxonomy places the organism in Eukaryota, Fungi, Ascomycota, Dothideomycetes, Pleosporales, Trematosphaeriaceae.
AUUCACUCCUGCCCACCCCGCCAUCGCCCCAUUCACUUCCCUCGCUCUGCCUCUCAGAUAUAUCGCGGACCUCUCCCCUCGGAGUAAACUAAUUGCGCACCGGCCGAGAAUCAACCGCCCAGACGCAAUGGCGCGUGGCCGGCCUUCGCGAGCUGCAGCGCGUCGCAGCACGCCCGCCCGCAGCGCUACUCCGCAACUGGACGACGAAGACAUGAUGGAUGCCCCAGCAUCGCGCGCCGAGACGCCCGCACAUGAUGAAGACGCCGAUAGCCCCGCUCAAGAGUCGGAAGAGGAGAAGGCGCUAUCUGAGCGCUCUGCAACACCCGUCGUUGUUCUGCCGCGCAAGAAACGCCUUGGUCGCCCACCGAAGAACCGUCCACCGGACUGGAAUGUGAUCGAGCCAGACAAUGCGUCUGAGGGCGGUACUCCCGUGAAGCGCAAGCGUGGACGGCCUGCUGGUGGCGGCUUUCGCGGCCGACCGAAAGGCGGCCCCUCGCACACCACUCGAGUCCCGAUUGACAAGGAGGGGAACAUGAUGGAUGUCAUCAACGACGAGGUUGACUUACCUGAGGAUCCGGAAGGAGAAAAGAAGGUGGACAAGAUGGGAAAUCUACAAGGCGGCCGAGACUAUCGGGUGCGUGUAUUUAAGAUCACCGGCAGAGGCGACAGAUUGUACAUGCUGUCAACGGAACCGGCCCGUUGUUGUGGAUUCAGAGACAGCUACCUGUUCUUCACGAAGCAUAUGCAACUCUACAAGAUCAUCAUCGACGACUCGGAGAAGAGGGAUCUCAUCGACCGCGAGAUCAUUCCGCACUCUUACAAGGGUCGCGCCAUCGGUGUCGUCACCGCACGCUCGGUUUUCCGAGAGUUCGGCGCGCGCAUCAUUAUCGGAGGCAAGAGGAUCAUCGACGACUACUACGAGACGGCCGCGAGGGAGAGGGGUGACAUUGAGGGCGAGAUCGCAGAUCCCAACGACAAACUGCCACCGCCAGGAGAACCGUACAACAAGAAUCAGUACGUCGCUUGGCAUGGAGCGAGCAGCGUUUACCACACUGGAGUUCCAAGUGUUCCUACCGCGAACGGUAAACCGGCACCUGGAAAGCGGAAGGUGAAUAUUACAUCAGCGAACUGGCAGUUCGAGCAUGCCAGAUCCGCCAGCCGCUUCAAUUCCAGUCUCUCCGCACUACGCAGAGCUAACUUAGACGGUAUCUACGACCCACACACAAAUCUGAUGUGCUAUCCCAAGGUUACGCAGCCAACUCAUGCACGGUGGGAGGAAGUCCCUCCAGAAGAGAGUGACGUGCCACCGCUCGUUCGCAGGCACUACCUCGUAGUCGACACCUACAUGAAGAAACCUCCGUAUUCCGGCUUGGGCCUACCUGGCCCGGAUGGCGAUUUCUUAGAUGUUGGGGUGAAUGGCCUACCGAACUUGGAGGAGGAGGACAUCCAGACGAUGAAUCCCGAGCAGCGAGAGGCCUUUUUGCAGGCGAAGCAUGACGAGGUCGAGUGGAAGAGUCAAUGGCACUCAGAAGCCGUCGAUGGCGCGCGCCCGAAACUCAAAAUAGGAUUUACUGGCGUUCCGGUUUGAAACAAAAGCCCUAAUAAGCGCAUUAUAGGCUGAAGAUAGAGAUACCAAGAUAAUGGUUGGGCUGGCGCCCGCGGAUAGUAAAUGGCACGAGACUUACGCUCAGACAAGUAUUUCAAACGGUCCCUUCAUUGUCCGCGCGAAGCUUCCCUUGCUCUCUUUGAACCUGCUUCCGCACCUCAGGUACCAUCACCCGCCCUGCAUCGACCGGCUUUCUUAGUCGCAGCUCGGUAUCUGAAC